AUGACUCGUGGAAAGUACCAGGCUUCUGGUGGAUUGAUGGCGGACGACGACCACACCUGUGUUCGGUUGAUGUAUUGCGCCAACUUCUCCCGCAGGUUAACUUACGGGAAAACAUACGCUAUCGAGGGCUUUCUGGUUGGUGCAAAGAGGCACGAAAUGCCAUUCCUAAUGUUCAACAUCAACGAAACCCGCAAACUGCCGUCUACGCACGCGGACAAAGAAACUCAAGUUCAAUCACUAGACAUGAUGGAGUUGACAAACAUGUGA
Messenger RNA from Puccinia triticina, 267 nucleotides. RefSeq lists its product as uncharacterized. Lineage: Eukaryota; Fungi; Basidiomycota; Pucciniomycetes; Pucciniales; Pucciniaceae. The transcript is spliced from 2 exons. The record is from RefSeq and is a predicted model, not a curated record. Bases 1 to 267 code for a protein of 88 amino acids.